AUGGAGUUCUUAACACUUGUAAUUCAAUGGUUAUCUCUUCUUCUUAUUCUCUUCUCAACAACUUCCCUUUCUGAAACCCCACACCAAAUUCCUCGCCUCACUCCGCUCCACCGCUCUAUCCUACGACGACAACCUCAGUCUUCUUCUGCUACCUCUGACAAUAUUCUUCCUCAUGAAUUCAGAACCUAUUAUUACAACCAAACGUUGGAUCACUUCAAUUACAGACCUCAAAGCUAUGCCACCUUCAAACAGAGAUACAUAGUGAAUUCCAAGUUCUGGGGUGGCGCCCAAUCCAACUCCCCUAUCUUCGCAUGGCUCGGCGCCGAAACUCCGAUCGACUAUGAUCCCAUAGCCAUCGGAUUUCUCACUGACAAUGCCCCUCGUUUUAAGGCUCUUCUUGUCUACAUAGAGCAUAGGUAUUACGGGGAAUCAAUUCCGUUUGGAACCAUGGAAGAAGUUCUGAGAAACGAGACAGCUCGUGGCUAUUUUAACUCCGCUCAAGCUUUGGCUGAUUAUGCAGAGGUGCUGCUAUAUAUAAAGAAGAAAUACUCCGCUCAAGAUUCUCCCAUCAUUGUUGUUGGAGGAUCAUAUGGAGGAAUGCUUGCUUCGUGGUUUCGGUUGAAAUAUCCACACAUUGCAUUGGGUGCCUUAGCUUCAUCAGCUCCCAUUCUCUACUUUGACAAUAUCACAACACAAAAUGGAUACUUUUCCAUAGUGACUAAAGAUUUUAGAGAAGUUAGUGAGAGUUGCUAUCAAACUAUAAGAAAAUCAUGGUCCAUUAUUGACAAAAUUGCCUCCCAGCCAAACGGCCUCUCCAUUCUCAGUCGCAAGUUCAAGCUUUGCCAGGACUUAAAGUCAUCUACGGAUCUAAAGUUUUACUUGGGUUUGAAGUAUUCUUUCGCCGCUCAGUAUGAUGCACCCCCGAAAUAUCCCGUGACGCAGGUGUGCAGUGGCAUAGAUGGCGCGCCCAAAGGGGCUCAUAUUCUCGACCGCAUACAGGCCGGCGUCGUCAGCCGUACAGGGAAUCAAUCUUGCUACACCCUUCCCAUUUUUGGCAUUUCGGCAUGGAAACGGCAAACUUGUAGUGAAAUGGUGUUUCCGAUUGGGCGUGGCGACGGGGACACCAUGUUCUAUCCAUCUCCGUUCAACCUGCAACAAUUCUCACAGGACUGCAUUAAUGGCUUCGGCGUUCCACCUCGGCCACACUGGAUCACAACCUAUUACGGCGGACAGGAUAUUAAAUUAGUUCUGCGCAUGUUUGGUAGCAACAUUAUUUUCUCCAAUGGACUAAGAGACCCAUAUAGCAGUGGAGGGGUUUUGGAGAACAUAUCAGAUACUAUACUUGCCAUCUAUACCCAUAAUGGGUCUCAUUGUUUGGACAUACUUGGGAAAAGUAAAACGGAUUCAGAUUGGUUAACCGAGCAACGGAAAAGGGAGGUUGAGAUAAUACAAGGAUGGAUAACCAAGUACUAUGUUGAUCUUCAAGCUCUCAAGAAAUAAAAGACAAAUAAAAAAAAUUUUGGUACCGUAUUCAAAAUAAUUUCCAUUUGCACCGAA
Ipomoea nil (Japanese morning glory) is the source of this 1557-nucleotide messenger RNA. RefSeq names its product lysosomal Pro-X carboxypeptidase-like. Gene Ontology annotation, molecular function: serine-type exopeptidase activity; dipeptidyl-peptidase activity. Gene Ontology annotation, biological process: proteolysis. NCBI's taxonomy places the organism in Eukaryota, Viridiplantae, Streptophyta, Magnoliopsida, Solanales, Convolvulaceae. The transcript has 9 exons. The record is from RefSeq and is a predicted model, not a curated record. The coding region runs from base 1 to 1500 and encodes 499 amino acids.